Molecule: messenger RNA, 1237 nt
Organism: Drosophila ficusphila
Lineage: Eukaryota; Metazoa; Arthropoda; Insecta; Diptera; Drosophilidae
Product: C-type lectin domain family 4 member F
Exons: 1
Coding region: 117-1190 (357 amino acids)
Molecular function (GO): signaling receptor activity
Source: RefSeq, a predicted model, not a curated record
AAUCAGGGGAUCUUAGGAUUGCCUGUCAACAAACCCAUUUAAAAAUUGAUAAGCGCGUUCGGGAAAUAUAAAAGCGAACGGCAGAGUUCGCAUUUUCCAGUAGCGCUCCCAAUAAAAUGCUGAAGCUGUCGGUCUUUUUGUUCUGCGUGGUGACACUCGGGCUUGGUUAUGGAUCUGGAAACCAGUCGGAAGAUCUUGAGAGCCGCUGCAACGGACACUGCUUCUCCAGACUGAGAACGGUGAUGGAUUAUGUGGCUGAGAACCAGGAUCGGUGGAACACCUGCAAGGAAAUCAUCGCGAACGACACCCGAGUGGCUCAGAACCAGAUGGCAGUUCAGCUGGAGUCCUUGCAAGGAGCUGUCGGAAGCAUGCGGAUCUCUCAGGAGUCCAGGGAUGCCAAGCUGGAUAGGAUGGAGGGCCAGCUCAACACCACGCGGGAGUGUCUAAGCCAGGCAAUCCCGAAGAACCUAACGGAUACACUUGGCAGGAUGGACGUCCAACUAACAGCGUUGGAAACUGAGCUGCGAUCUAGGCAGAACAGGCAGGACCCUCAACUCACAGCUGCCUUAACCGAUCUCAAGGAUAUCCAGGACUCCAAUUAUGCAUCGUUGGGCAGAAUAGAGAAAGGGCUGAUCAGUACCAAGGAGUCCCUGAGGGAGACAUUCCCGGCGACUUUGCAGGACAGACUUGUCAGGAUGGAGGCCCAGUUAAAAUCCAUGGACAGUAGACUCCAAUCUGUGCAAUCCAAGAUAGAAGGGAAACUCACAGAAAUACAGGGAACCCUCACUAAAAUGCAUACAAAAAUCAUUCCACCUGGGUUUCAGCUAAUCGGAUCCAGGUACUUCUACAUAGAGGAGAGCAACAAGCAAACUUGGAACUCCGCGGCGAGGACAUGUCGUCAGAUGGGAGGACAUUUGGCGUCCAUCAAAAGCGAGAAGGAGUGGAACCUGAUAAAUGAGAAACUCGAGGAUGACACUUUCUACUGGCUGGGAAUCUACGAGAAGGCGAGGAAGGGAAACUUCGUGUCGGUGGCCUCUGAUGCGGAUGCCUCCUUCAUAAAGUGGAAGUCGACCGAACCCAAAUACGUGGACGACUCACUGCACUGUGUUUUGGGGAAAUGCGGGGUCAUGUAUGUGGAUCCUUGCAAUAUUAAAUCAUUUCUCUUCAUUUGCCAAGCAGAUGAUGAGUAAUCAACCAGUGGUACAGAAUAAAUAAAUGCAAAUUAAACAUAAAUAAA